UAACGCAUUUAAACGUUUGUACAUAACAGUAAUGUUUGCGUAUUUGUUUGACAAUUGUACAUGAUUUAUAUGUGUGCGAUUUUGUUCUUUCAUUAAAUAUAAAAAAGACAUUCCUUGGAGUGAUAAGCCGCAUUUGAGGAAGACACAUUUCAAUAAGAAUGGUGGAGAAAGAACUAACCCCAGAUGAGGUUAUAGACGCGUUAGGUGGAUGUGGACGAUUUCAAUGGCGCAUCAAUGUCGUGGCACACCUUAUGAAAACCAUAGUGGCAUUCAGUAUAAGUAGCAUGAUAAUCAUAUCGGCGACCCCAACGUGGCGUUGUGCGGACAGCAAAGAGUGCACAAAUUUGACUUUAAUCAACUCUUACAAUGAAUCAACCUCCUUUUGCCCAACGAAAACGUGUACCAUAGGAAAUUCAUCAUGCAAGAACAUUCAAUUUGAUGAAGGUCUGAAAACCAUUGUUACUGAAUUCGAGCUGGUGUGUGAUCGCGACUUCAUACCAAGUACCACAAUGUCAAUACAAAUAGCCGGAACGCUUGUGGGCAAUGUCAUUGCUGGGCAGUUAGGAGAAAUAUUCGGACGAAAACGUCCGUUCUUCUUUGCGGUCGUUAUCCUUAUAAUUGCAAACGUCAUCGGAUUUUUUGCAAACAGUUGGAUUGUGUUUGCUGUCUGUAGGUUCUUUGUUGGACUUGCUGCUGGCUCUUUCAUGACAAUGAAAUACGCAUUAUUGUGUGAGUUUUCAUUGGCGAACUGGCGAGCAUGGAUAAUAGGAUUUCCUUCUUGGCCAAUGCAAGCGUGUGUACUGGCUUUCCUUGGAUGGCUCAUAAAGGACUGGCGCUAUAUUCAAAUUAUGACAGCAGCCAUUGGAAUUCCAUGUUUGAUAGGAUGGUGGUGGAUUCCAGAAAGUUUCAGAUGGCAUGUAGCGCACGACAGACAGGAUGUUGCAGAGAGCAUUAUUCAGCACGUGGCUAAAGUAAACAAAAAGAAGCUGACGAAUACUGAUCAUAUUUUACGCAAAUUAGAGACGGAUAAAAAGGACAAGAAGCACACCGUCCUUGACCUCUUUGCCUCCAGGAAGCUCAUAGUGGUCUCUCUACUUCUAGCACUGAAUUGGAUAGCGUUGGGCAUUGUAUCAUAUGGCAUAGCUUUUGGAAUCCAAGCUUUGUCCGGAAAUAUCUUUUUCAACCUUUUUCUGUUUUCCUUGGUCGGAAUCCCUUCCAAAGCAAUAGCAAUGUGGCUCCAAAACAGAUUUGGCCGGCGCCUAACUGCAGUCAUUUGCUUUAUUGCGGUGGCCGUGGGAGGAUUUGUCGUCGGAGGUGUUCAGUCUGCAGAUGCACCUAACAAGGAUAUGUUGACGAACAUAUUUGCCUUGAUAGCAAACAUUGGCAUCACAACAGCUUGGGGUCCAGUACAGACGAUGACCAUUGAACUGUAUCCGACUGUCAUAAGAACGAUCGGAUUUGGUACACUGAGUGUGUUUGGCCGUGUGGCGGCGAUGGUGGGACCACAGCUAGUAUAUUUGGACUCGAAGGUACCUGGUGUUAUGUACCAUGUGAUUGGAGCCAUCGGGUUCAUCUGUGCAAUAGGCAGCCUUAAGCUCCCUGAAACCAUGGGUAUGGAUUUGGCCGAUAAAAUUGCUACAAAUAAUAAAGUUUCACAAAAAUCUGAAACUAACAAUGUAGUUUGAUAACAUUCAGCCACAUUUUCAGAUUUUCAUUCAAUUGCGUUAUUCAUAUCGAAUUUACUUAGGCAAAUGCUUAGACAAAAUGCUAUCGGACACUAAGCGUUAAGUUAUUACAAGUAAAGUAACGAACAUGUCAUUUGUAAUGAUACUUUAUGAAUGCAUUUUGAUUGUAAUUUGGUCCAAAAAGAGACCAUGUUUGUAUUCUCAUCUAUCUUAGUAUAUCUGUCAAGCAGGACUCAGUGUUAACUGUUAGAUGAAUGAACGACGUACUGUUUUGUAAGUUUUGAUAUAUUGUUAUGAUUAAAUACUUUACUCAAGCCCAGUAGCCAAACAUUUGGAUGUUUAAAAGCUCGUGGAGACAAGUGUGCCUUUAUUAAGGAUUGUCGCUUUAAUUUGUAUUGUUUAAUACAUGCAAAUAUUUAGGAUUUAUAUACAUAUGCAUUGACUUUUGAUCCGUUUGCUAUGUUUAUAUUUUUAUGAAUAAAACAUCAUUAUUUUA
Mya arenaria is the source of this 2181-nucleotide messenger RNA. Its product is annotated as organic cation transporter protein-like. Bases 159 to 1685 code for a protein of 508 amino acids. The record is from RefSeq and is a predicted model, not a curated record. Gene Ontology annotation, cellular component: membrane. Gene Ontology annotation, molecular function: transmembrane transporter activity. The transcript has 9 exons. NCBI's taxonomy places the organism in Eukaryota, Metazoa, Mollusca, Bivalvia, Myida, Myidae. Gene Ontology annotation, biological process: transmembrane transport.